Molecule: messenger RNA, 1735 nt
Organism: Nelumbo nucifera (sacred lotus)
Lineage: Eukaryota; Viridiplantae; Streptophyta; Magnoliopsida; Proteales; Nelumbonaceae
Product: dehydrogenase/reductase SDR family member FEY-like
Source: RefSeq, a predicted model, not a curated record
UGUAGGAUGUGCGUGCGAGGUCGGUCUGAGGCGCCCUGUGUGAGGAGCAGCUCCGGUCUCAAGACCGGCUUUGCUCACUCCCUCGGUCCCUCCUCGGAAUAGCGAGAGUGGCUUUGGCUUCAUCGAUCCGACGCCAUCGUUACAGAGUAAGAGAGAAGAUGAGCUCUCCUUCGUCUUCUGCUUAUUCUCCAUCCGAGAAACAAACGAAGCAAGGCUUGGGGUGGAUGGAAUGGCUGAGAGGGUGGCUUUAUUUGGUAUAUGAAAUGCUUUUCCAGAGGAUUAUGGCUAGCCAUUUGCAGAAUCCAUUGCCUUUGCCUCCUCUUAAUGAUCUCACUUGCAUUGUCACUGGCUCCACUAGUGGUAUUGGCCUCGAAAUUGCCAGGCAAUUGGCAGAGUCAGGAGCACAUGUUGUUAUGGCAGUAAGGAAACCUAAGGCAGCUCAGGAAUUGAUCCAGAAGUGGCAAAAUGAGUGGUCUGGAAUGGGGCUUCCUCUCAAUAUUGAGGUGAUGGAACUUGAUCUCCUUUCAUUGGACUCUGUUGUGAGAUUUGCUGAAGCAUGGAAUGCAUGUAUGGGACCUUUGCAUGUUUUGAUCAACAAUGCAGGCAUAUUUUCAAUUGGAGAGCCACAGCGAUUUUCAAAAGAUGGAUAUGAAGAACAUAUGCAAGUGAACCAUCUGGCUCCAGCAUUGCUUUCAAUAUUGCUUUUGCCAUCUCUUAUUAGAGGUUCUCCCAGCCGCAUUAUCAAUGUCAACUCCAUUAUGCAUUAUGUUGGUUUUGUUGACACUGAAGACAUGAAUAUUGUUUCUGGGAAAAGAAAGUAUACAAGUUUAGCAGGAUACUCAAAUAGCAAGCUUGCACAGAUCAUGUUUAGCAGUAUCCUGCAUAAGAAGCUGCCUGCAGAAGCCGGCAUCAAUGUGGUGUGUGUCUCACCUGGAAUUGUCCACACAAAUGUUGCAAGGGAUCUUCCUAAAAUUGUUCAGGGAGCUUACCAUCUGAUACCAUAUUUCAUCUUUAGCGCUCGAGAAGGUUCUAGAAGCGCACUUUUUGCUGCCACUGAUCCCCAGGUCCCCGAGUACUGUGGGGUGUUGAAGGCUGAUGAGUGGCCUGUUUGUGCUUGCAUAUCUCAUGAUUGCCGUCCAAUGAAUGCUUCUGAAGAAGCGCACAACUUGGAAACUUCUUACAAAGUAUGGGAGAAAACUUUGGAAAUGAUCGGGCUUCCUUCAGAUGCCGUGGAUAAGCUAUUAGAAGGUGAUGUAGUUGAGUGCCGAUAUGGGGCAAAAAGAGAAUAAGACUUCACUGACACGGAUGCUGCAAACAGUUACAUACACAGCCGACAGCUUUACAUUCUUUUGAGUAACGAGUUUUUCACUGUCUGACUGUCUCAAAUUGUAACCAUUCACUUUCAUUUCUAAUAUCAUUGCUUGAUUUGAUUAUUAGUCUUAAUAAGAAUGCUGAUUCGGAGACUUUGGAAGAGACCAGUCCAAAAAGCAGAGAAUUUCUAAACAAUCAAUGUCUUAGAUUUUCAUCCAACAUCCCUCAUAAGCAGCCUCUUGUAGGUCCUUCCAUAAAACCAAACCCCAUGAAUAACCUCUUCAAGCCAAGGUUCAAAGUAUCAAAAUACUUGCUUGAUGCCCAAAUUUUCAGAAUGAGACAUGUAAAGCACACCUGUUUUUUGUACUUUUCUGUCUGAUAUUUCAGGAAUGAUAUUAUGAAUGUUUCUAUUGCAUAUUGUACA